CCCAGUCAGUGAGACCACUAUCUGUGUUUCUUAGAGCAUGGUGAUCGAUACCCAGCGACUCCUCUGUCUCUGUGUCCAUACAUGUACUGCAUGUCAGGGCAGGGUCAUGGGGGUUUGUUAUCCAUCAGUGCGUGUCCCUGCGGCCAAGAUGGGGUUAAUAUUGCUCGUCUGGCUGACAGCAGGAUAGAGGGAAGGAAGUAGAGAGAUUAAAUGAGUGAGAGGCAGGGGGCAGAGGAGAGAGAGAGAUUUAAUUCAUCCCUGAUUGACUAUAGCUAGCACACUGGCACUCACAAGCACUAACACCCACACCGAACGAUGGAGAGAGACAGCAGAAAUGAGAAGUUCUUCUCCAGAAAGAGAAGUUUCACUUUUGGGGCAUAUGGAGGUGUGGACAAGUUCAUAUGUGAACAUGAGACUAGCAGACCAGAGCCUUUAGAACACAGCAUUCUGGAUAUUUUGGACUCCCCUACCAGCGAGACCCAACCGUUCCUUUCUGCUGGCAGCAACCAGAAGGUGACAGAGCUGUUUGAGAUCAUUGAGAAGUUGCAGAGCAGCAGGCUAGAUGAACAGCGCUGUGAAUUCCCUCUGCCUUUGAGGUCUCAGCUUUUGAAGAUAGGUCGUGACCUUCCUCUGAUCCUGCCUCCAAAGCUGGGUGGUUACUGGAUAGACCCCCCGCUACAGAAGUUUGCUGAGACCAGUCCGACAUCCUCUCAUUAUGGACUAGACCCAGAGACCUAUGACAUCAUGGAGAGAGACAGCGAGGCCACAUACUACCAGCAGUUCUUCCGCUCACGAUAUCAUCACUCGUUCACAGCAGUGGACCCCUCCCUGGGACCCCUCCUUCUCUCUGUAUGUUUGGUGGAAGAAGAGAAGAGGCUGAGAGUAAUACUGAGGAUGAGGGAAUGCUCUAUGCAUGGGGUUUUCUCUGUGUCUCUGUUCCCAAACAUCCCGUCUGCUGUGGAGCUGGCCAAGAUGCUAUGCGACAGUGUGACUGUGUCCAGAUUUGAUGUGGUCAGUUACCUUAAGGCACCAGAUCUUAUAACAGCAUUUGAUGAACACAGAGUGUCUCUGAAUUUCAAGUUUGGUGUCUUGUAUCAGAGAGAGGGACAGUUGACAGAGGAGGACAUACUCUGUAACAAUGAGGAAAGUGAAGAGUUUCAAGAAUUCCUCUCUAUUUUGGGAGAUACAGUCACACUUCAAGGGUUCACUGGGUUCCGAGGAGGUUUGGACGUGUGUCACGGCCAGACAGGAAGUGAUGCGGUCUUCACUUCCUUCCACAGCAGAGAGAUCAUGUUCCAUGUGUCCACCAAAUUGCCCUUCACAGAGGGCGAUACACAACAGCUACAGAGGAAGAGACACAUAGGCAACGACAUCGUUGCUGUUGUUUACCAGGAGGGCCACACCCCUUUUCUGUCUGAUGUCAUCGGCUCACACUUCCUGCACUGUUUCCUAGUGGUCAGGAGGGUGAGGAAGAGAGUGUCAGUCACAGCAAGAGAGGAUGUACCUCCCUUUGGUCCCUCCCUCCCUGAUCCUCCUAUAUUCACAGAGAGCUCCCUGUUGAGAGAGUUCCUUCUGACCAAGCUUAUCAAUGCAGAGAUCUCCUGUUAUAAGGCUGAGAGGUUCAGUAGACUGGAGCUGCGCACUCGUUCGUCCCUCCUGGAGGGUCUGCAGGCGGAACUGUCCACCCGCUCCCAGUGCAUGAUGGGAGAUUCGCCUGUGUCCACCCUCUCGACUUCUGAGGGGAUGAGGGGUGUAACUGAGGGGAGUGGCGGUUUCAUCAAAAACUUUAAGAGAGCCAUUAGGGUGCGCAGUAAUUCUUUUGACACUCUUGGGGGACCUAGAAAGAUGGGCGGGGUGCCGCUCCCACAGAAGCCCAAGGCUGCUACAGAGAGAGAUGGAGAGAGUGAGUUGGCCUACAAGCCCCCUGAACCCAGCUUUCCGCCCAUAGACAACCUGGGCUCCACAGAGGUCAAAGACUACUCCAGUCCCCAGGAGAAUAUGUAGACAAACAAAAUUAUGUGUAUAUUUGAGUAAUAACCGAGUGGAUACUUUGUAUGUACAGUGCAUUCGGAAAGUAUUCAGACCCCUUGACUUUUUCCAGCGGCAGGGUAGCCUAGUGGUUAGAGCAUUGGACUAGUAACCGAAAGGUUGCAAGUUCAA
Messenger RNA from Oncorhynchus gorbuscha (pink salmon), 2160 nucleotides. RefSeq names its product rap1 GTPase-activating protein 2-like. Gene Ontology annotation, cellular component: cytoplasm. The record is from RefSeq and is a predicted model, not a curated record. Gene Ontology annotation, biological process: activation of GTPase activity; regulation of small GTPase mediated signal transduction. The coding region runs from base 316 to 2004 and encodes 562 amino acids. The transcript is spliced from 19 exons. Lineage: Eukaryota; Metazoa; Chordata; Actinopteri; Salmoniformes; Salmonidae. Gene Ontology annotation, molecular function: GTPase activator activity.